UUCCCGCUGGAGCUAAUGUCGUGGGCCUUGCUUUUCUUUUCUGGCGUUUUUCUUCUGCCAGCGUUGUUCUUUUUUUCUCAGCAACCUGUGCGCCAGUUUUCACAGCGUGAUUCUAUAUGAGUGAGUUCAAAGAGGUGUAAGGUGGUUAUCAUCAACUGUAUUUUUUAAAGUAAAUCCCCCCUUCCCCCUUGUUGGUAUGCUCGAUCACGUUGAGGGAAUUUAUCAAUUAGAUCAAAGAAAUUAUAUCUAACUAAAAUUUUAAUCUUUAAUAUUCACCAUUAAAUCUAGAGUUAUAAUCUAUUUAUAAUACUACAGUGGAGUCCUGAUAUGUAUGUAUGGGACUGGACCCAUUUUGGAUUAACGAAUAUUUCAGAUUAUGAGAAAUUAUUACUAAAAUAUGCAUAUUUAUGAAAUACAAUGUGUGUAAUUACAUAAAAUGCUACAGGAUAUAGUGAAAGCUGAGUUUAUUAUACAUUUCCUCUAUCUGAAACAAAUUCUGUGUAAGAAGUGCAUGACAAGAGAGUGAAAUGUUUCUUAGACAGUAGUAAAAGUUUUCUAUAUUACUGGAUCAGAUUUGAAAAUACCAGUAUCGUACUGUUGCACCACCCUAUCAUUAACAUAUCCUUCCUGGAACUAUUUUCCUUGAAUGUGAAGUCAUUUAUAAUUUAUUACAACAGUAUUCUAGUUGACCAACUUAAGGCAUCACUAACUACACAUUUGUACUGAACAUCAAGAAUGUCAUAAUUUUACUACAAGAGCUCCUUGGGUUUGGCCAAAGUCCUGUCCAAAAACAACCAAUCAAAGGCAAUUUUUUUUUAAAGAAGUGUUGUGAAAGUCUGUGACUUUAUUAAAUGGGUUUCGAACUAAACAUCUUGUUGAGUUUAUUCUGCAUUGUGCAAAUGGUCCUGUCUCUAACUGAUCCAGAGGACCUUCAGCGGCUGUUUUCACAGGCUGUGGUCAAUCUGGACUCAACUCUCAGCAAACUUGCCAUCUCCAUAUAUCCAUCAAAUGAAACCUUCAACCUGAGCACUUUCAGUAGCAGUUGUUUUAAAACAGCUGCAGAUUUCAAUAGCUGCAUUGGAAAUCGAACACAGUGUUUGUCCCUGAGGGAUGUCAGUACCUUGUACAAGCUGGAUGCUGACCAAGCACUGACCCAAGACAAUGUUUCUGUCAUCUCAUCAGCCCUCUUGUACUCACUGGUGUCCUGCAGACAUCAUCAUACUCAGGAAUUAAAGAACAUCUCCAGCCCUUCAUCGCCUGAUUUGGUUAAACAUGUUAUGCCUAGCACUGAAGCUUCUUGGGGUUACAGUAUGCUCUUUGUGACUAUAAUCAACUUGUGCUCGUUGACUGGGGCCCUCAUUGUGCCCUGCAUGAAGCUGGCCAAGUACAAGCUGCUGUUGAUGUUCAUGGUAGCCUUGGCUGUAGGAACACUUGCAGGGAGCGGCCUUUUGUUUCUCAUCCCUGAGGCUUUUCAUCUAGUUCAUGAUGAUAAUAUUGGCUACAUAUGGAAAGCCAGCACUGUGAUGGGUGGGAUAUACCUCUUUUAUGUUACGGAGAAAAUCAUGAGGAUGAUCAACACACGAAGAGAGAAUACAAACUUCAAGAAGAAACGGGAUGAGUUGGCCACGCAUGAUACCAUCACAACCUCUUUCAGGCGCAUCCCCAUCGACAAUAACAUCCCAGAAAAAGAUUUCUCUCACAUUCCAGAAAAUAUUGGAGGAAUGUGCAACUCCCAGCCUGAUUCCAAUUCCAGUUCUUACUCCAUAUGUAGUGAUGCAGCUAGUCCAGACAGCCAUGAGAAUGAUGUUCACAUUUUAAAUGGAGACAAUCACAAAGGCUCUUCAGAUGAUGGUUGUGGGGACGCUCCAUACACAAUCAGUGUCGCCUGUGAGAAACACCCAAGCAAUGGACACUCCCCUCAGCACCAUGCCCAUCACCAUCGUCACCGUGGAGAGGGAGAGAUUGCCCCUGUGGCGUACAUGAUAAUCUUUGGAGAUGCGUUACAUAAUUUCAUAGAUGGUUUAUCUAUAGGAUCGGCUUUCACUCAGAGCAUCAUGACUGGCGUUGGAGUCAGUGUAGCAGUGCUGUGUGAAGAGCUGCCACAUGAACUAGGUGACUUUGCAGUGCUGCUCAACUCUGGCAUGCGUUUUAAAAAGGCCAUUUUCUACAAUUUCCUUUCUGCCUGCACAUGUUACAUUGGUGUCAUCAUUGGCAUUUUGUUAGGGGAAAACACACAGUCUCAUGAGUGGAUAUUUGCUGUUGCUGGUGGAAUGUUUUUGUACAUCUCUUUAGUUGAUAUGAUGCCAGAGAUGAACACAGCUGCUGAGACCCCAGAAGGGAAACAGUUUGGGGAAGUGAGGACAUUUUUGCUCCAAAAUGUUGGGGUUCUAACAGGCUAUGGAAUCAUGCUCAUCAUGGCUUUAUAUGGUGGGAACAUCAACUUUGAAAACUAAAGGCAAUUAAACAUUUCACACAUUCUUGGUUAGUCAUUCAAAGCUGUUGAUAUCCUUGUGAAUUCUGGUUUAUAUGUAUAUAUAGUUUUAUAGCUGAUUACUAAUGGGGAAUCUGUACUUCUACAUUUUGAUAAUGUAUUUUUGACCAAUUCUGUGUGUGUGUUGUUUUUAGAGCUGAGAAUAUUUGUUUGAAUAUCUGAGAUUGUUGGUUAGUUGUUUUGUUUGUUUUAAAACUUGAUCAGGUUUUGUAAAACCAUGUUGGCAUUUACCCGAACGUGUUGAUAUUUCAUUCAUAUCAAACACAAUUUUAAAUAUUUCAGCUCACUCAGUCAUUUUUUUAAAUCUGGUAUUCUUAAUCAUACUUUAUUAUAUUUCAUAAACAUUUGUUUUGAAGACAAAGGGAGACAAACAAAUCUCUCGGUGUGAGUAGAAUCUCUUGUAAGAAAACAAACAGAAUGUCUUUAAAAGAUCUCUCAAAUCACCUACAGUGUUCCUUUAUGUUUAUAAAAUCACCAGCAGUUUGAUAUAUUGUAUUUUGUGAUACUUUUGUUCCUUAUAAACUGUAAAGUAGUUUUGUUUUAAUCUUCAAAAAGAAAUGGUCAAAAGAAUUAUAUUUGUCAAGUCAUUGCUUUAGGUACAACUAAUGUUUCAUUGACUUAUGCUAUUUACACAAUAUAUUUUAAUUUAGUUAUUAUGAUUGUCUAUUAUCACAAUUGAUGUUUAUGUGAGACAAAUAAUAUACAUUUCCUCAGCCAGCAGCUCUCUGAUAUAAUGGCCAGUAAGUUGUUCACACAAUUCCUGAUCACACUGGUGAUUUAAUUUUUUUAAGGCUUAACUUUGAGUUCUAUCUUGUGACAUCUACACCAGUAGUCUCCAUCUGAUGGUUGUCUGGUCAUGUGAUUUGGACUGUUGUCACAAUGCUCCUAAGUUUGAACCCUGCCCAUGUCCAUUCAGGUCCUGCAGAAGGUUUGCAAUAUUGCAUUUCUGAAGAAACAUCUGAAGUAUAUAAAGAAAAUGUUUUCUUUUGGUUAACUGCAAUUUAAACAAAACAAGACUACAGAAUCUUUUCAUGGCCCUUGCAUUAAAACGAAAUGAUUCACUAGACCAUUGUUUUCCAUACUGUGUUACGUGGGAUAAUAAACGCCUGAAUAUGUGUUCCACAAACUACUGAAAUAAUUAGUAGGCCUCUCUCUUAAAAAUAAGCAAAGUAUUCACUAAAAACACAGAAUGUGCAUAGUGUUCCGAUAAAGAAAAAGUUUAGGAAACACUGCACUAGACCAAUUUUUUGGUUUUCAUUUCUACCUCUUCUUUAUGUAUCUUCAAUAUAUAUAUAUAUAUAUAGCUAGAUGGUCUGGUUCCUAUACAAGAACUUCUACUUGUGAUUAGGCUUAACAUCUUUAUUGGAGUUGUUUUGAUGCAUCGAAUACACUUAUUUGAGUAGUGUCUGAUAAGCUAUAGCCUUCUGUCAUUAUUUGUAAUUAAUUUGGUGCCCUGUAGUAUUAACCAAAUGACAAGUCAUACAUUGUUUAGCAUUUUUUUUAAUGCAUAAAUUUUAAAAGGUCUUUUUUUUUUACAAGUUUAAACCUUUAAAACUUCAUUUUUACUUUGGAGGUUUUUGUCAAGACAAAAUAUUUCAAUGACUUGACUUGCCUUACUUUUAUAGAUUUAAUUUUAAUUUAUUUUUAUAAAAAAUAGUCAUUCAAUAUUCAUUUAAAUAUUAUUUUUUAUCCUGGGAAAAAAGCUUUAGCCACGAGAGUAUUUGGUUUUUAUUAUAACUCUUAUAAUUCAACAUUGGUUUUAUAUGGUGAUAUUUGUUUAGGAGAUUAUAUGGUCAUAUUUUUAUUAUAUCUUAAAGUGUGUAUGUAUUUCACCUAUUUUAUUUUUUUAAAUAUAUUUUUCUAUUUAUAUAAUGGAAUUGAGAUUUCAAGCGGGACAGCUGGUAACAUGUUUGUGUUGUCUGUUUGUUCAUAUCUCAAAAAGAACUAUUGAAAAUCUCCUUACACUAUUCUUCUCAACUUUGGUCAUCUGAAAGCAUGGUGUAUGACUUUGUUUCUGAAGCAUGUACCAGUAAACUAUAAUUUAAUAAAUUGACUUGUGAGGUGGUAAGCAAAAUUGUUAAACACAAACAUUAUUUAUGCUUUUCCAAAAGUGUACAGAAGUUGUCAACUAUUAUUUGUGUAACUUAUAGCAGCCUUUUGUAGCCUUGUUUUUAUACAAAGAUAUUGAAGUAUACUUUCCUAAUGAUCUUUUUACUCCUUUCAAAAUGAAAAAAAAAUGGUUUCUCUCUUUUUUCAAAGAAAAGAAAAUCUGGUCACUUCUUACUUUCACUUGCCAGGAAAAUUUAUGUGGAUUGUCUGAAUGUAUGUAUAUUUUACAACUGCUUGCUAAAUCAAUAACGAAUCUCCUGUUGCCAUGAUGACAUAAAAUUCAGCUCUGCUCAUUUUGAAUAAUAAGAUUUUUAAAAUGUGGGAGAAAAAAGGUUCUCAAAAUUUGAAAAACAAGUUGGUUAGAAAUGAGUUCAAAUCUAAAUUUAAAUUGCAGCUCACUAGAUCUACCCAAAUAUUUUGUUUUAUAGUUUUGCUGUUUUUUGUAUGUAAAACAAUUUUCUUUAAGUUAACUAGGAAGCAGGCAGUAUUGAGUCUACUGUGAAGUCUGUCUAGUUUCAACGCAAAGUGAUGAAAACAACUUUACAUUGUUUUUCUCUCCUGAGAAAAUGGGCAAAGGAGCAUGUAGUAGACAGUAUUGAUUCCUAUCCCAGAUUGGAUGUUUUUGACCUUCUGAGGUUAUUCCUAUUAGAAAUGCUUCCUUGUACCAUUAGAGGAAGAGUACAUGUUUUUGUUAUUUUUCAAUAUAUCCCUUGAUGCUUAGAGAACUGCUCUACUUAGUAUGGACCUAAAAGUAUUUUGAAAAUAAUAUUUAAGCGUUAAUUGAAUAAAGAUUAUCAAAUGUAAGCACAUUCCUAAAUAUUUUUUUGGAAGUCAACUCUUAUUAUAUCUAACUUUGGAACCCCUAGCAUCAGAUUGGUUUAAAUUAUUCACUAUAAUUGUAUAAAGGCUGGUUGUUUCAUUGGCUUGUCAUGAUAACUCUUCAAACAUACAGAAAUGAUUUUGUCUAAUUCUAGUUAAAAUCUCAGCACCAAUAAUUUCAUGUCAAAAUGAAUUUGUCGAGUAUUUAGUUAUUUUUAAUGUAAGUAAAACAUCUUUUUUUUUAAAUAACAGCAAACAUUUGUGUGUUUUCACUUGAUGGUAAUUAACAUUUAAACACUUCAUUGAUGCAAAACAUGGCUUUUUUUUAUCAUCAAAUAAAUAUAAACAUGUUGACAUAACUGUCCCUUGCUGAUGUGUUUCAACUGAUACUCCUAUACAAGAAGACUAUGAUUGUACAUUGUGGUCAGUUGUGAGUUGUUUUCCAUUUGUAUCAACCUUUUAAACUUAAGGAGUGAAAACAAGUGAUGUAGGAUACAUACCAGACUCUAUGAUGCAGGACUUCAUGUAGCUGUGACAUAUCAGGCAGACUGAUUUCAAGCAUUCAACCUAAAUAUCAAGAAAUAAAUCCAUGCUCUGGCUGGUCAUGCAUGUUUGAAAGCUACAUCUAAGUGAUAAUAUUAAAAAUGUCCAUUUAAUAAAUGUAUUAAAUUAUGGUCAGGAUUUAGCAAUAAGUGGUGCUUGGUAGAAUAGAUUUAGAUAUUUGACUGUAUAUACCAUGGCAACUUUUUUUAAAAACUAAAUUAUUAGCCUGUUACCUAACUCUUGAAUACAGUACCUAACUCUUGAAUACUAGUUUAUAUAUUCAAUAUUUGUAUAGUUUAGUGCUAACUUGUUCUGAUCUCUGCUGUGAUAAGAUAACCUAUUUUCAUCAAAAACCUUUUUUUUGAGUGCAAAAUUGAUAUUUCCAAACUCAAGAUUAAAUUUAUUGAUUUAAACAAAUAAACUAGUCAAAUCAAGUGGGCCAUUUUUUUUUAAGUAGUAUUUUUCCUCUAUGUUAUUAUUAUGACAUUCAUUGUUUGUUAUAGUUCCUCCAUUCUUGGAUUUCAUUGCGUUAUUGUUUUGUUUUUUUCACAAUCAAAUUAAAACAUGAACUGUCUAAUUAUAUCAAAUUUUAUCUACAAUACUAUGAUCAAUCAAUAUCAACAAAAACUUUCUAUCUAAAACACAAAAUUUAACUUUUUUUUUUUUUUGGUUUCAUUUCAUCCUUUUAGGAUGGUUAGCCAUCUUGUAUUUCAGUUUCAUCUAACUUCAAUGUUACUUUACUAAAUAUUUUAAAUAACUUGAUUUAUCCAAUUUAUUUAAAAUGUUAAUUUUAUUUCAUGUUGGUUAUUUGUUAGUUAUAUUUCUUGAGAAGUGGUGGACAUUUUGGGUCCAUUAGUAUGUCAAUCUGCCUAAAACUUCACAUUGUUUUAUAUCAUAUUUUAAUGUUGUUAAGGGUGCUUUGAGCUGUCUCAAAACUUUGACCCACUUCUGCAAUAAACAUAAUGGAACAAAUAAAUAUGUUGUAGACUUCUCUUUGGUGUGUCUUUAGAAGAUAGACAAAAAGACAUGUUUAUUGUCCUUGCCUUAAGAUUGAAUUGUAUAAGCAUUUUUAGUAUCAUUACUAGAUAUAUUAAGGUUUAAAAUAUUACACAAAAGAAUAUCUAGCUAAAAAAGUUUUAAAUGCUCAUUUUCUUACGAUCAGUUUAAAAUUAGUGACCUAGUAAGAAUUUCUCUCAUCUAAACUCUAUAGACUAAAUGUAAAAGAAAAAUCUACUUUUAAUUUGCAGUUCAUUCCUUUGGGAAACAAAAAGUAAAAGGUUGCCAACUUUUAUAAAAGAAGUGCUGCUAACUUUUUUUUUUGUUGUUGUUUUUUUCAUCAGCAUAUUGUCAUGUACAUGCUCCAAAUGUUUUAUGUCCAGACAUUAAAACUGAAACCAAAU
This is a messenger RNA of Biomphalaria glabrata, 7362 nucleotides long. Its product is annotated as metal cation symporter ZIP14-like. Gene Ontology annotation, biological process: zinc ion import across plasma membrane; intracellular zinc ion homeostasis. Bases 852 to 2453 code for a protein of 533 amino acids. Gene Ontology annotation, cellular component: membrane. The record is from RefSeq and is a predicted model, not a curated record. Gene Ontology annotation, molecular function: zinc ion transmembrane transporter activity. The transcript has 10 exons. Lineage: Eukaryota; Metazoa; Mollusca; Gastropoda; Planorbidae.